AUGAAAGUACACUUCCAUACUAUAAUUUCAAUUAACAUAGGUCAACUUUUUUAAAUAUAUAUUUUUAAAAGGGCAGCACAUUGAAGCAACUGGUUAGAGCUUUGGCCCACAGUGCUGAGAACUGGGGUUCAAAUCCUGGCCCCGCCUGUGUAGAGUUUGCAUGUUCUCCCUGUGUUUUCUCCGGGCACUCAGAAUUUCCUCCCACAUCCCAAAAACAUCCAUAGUAGGUUACUCGAAUAACCUAAAUUGCUCAUCUGUGUGAAUAGCUGUUUGUUUAUAUGUGCCAAAGAUUGGCUGGCACCAAUUCAGAUGUACCCACCUCUUGCCCGAAGAUAGCUGGGAUAGGUUCCAGCAGUCCUGCGACCCUUUUGAGGAUAAGUGGCUCGGAAAAUGGAUGGAUGGAAAUUGUGAUUGUUUGUUACUGUGUUUGUAUGUUUCACUGGUAUUGAUCAAAGUUCUUUAUCCAUCCAUCCAUUUUUGGACCCUUUUAUCCUCAUGAGGGACAUGGGAAUGCUGGAGCUUAUCCCAGCGAUCUUCAGGCAUGAGGCGGGGUACACCAUGGAACUAGUUGCCAGCCAAUCUUAGGAGACAUAAAAACAAACAGCUUUCACACCUAUGAGAAGUUUAGGUUCUUCAAGUAAUCUACUAUGCAUGUUUUUGGGAUGUGGGAGGAAACAGAAGUUCCCCUAAAAAAACCCACACAGGUAGCGCUGGGAUUUGAACCCUAGUCCUCUAACCACUUGUCCACCGUGCCGCCAGUAGUUCUUUCACUGCAGUUUAUUGUGUGGAGUUUGCAUGUUCUCCCAACCCCUGUGUGGGUUUUCCCCAGGUGCUCCAAUUUCCUCCCAUCCAUCCAUUUAUUUUCCUGGUUGGGGAAGUCCUGGAGCCUAUACCAGCUGUCAACGGGCAGGAAGCAGGGUACAGGUUGGACUGGUUGCCAGCCAAUCGCAGGGCACAUAGAGGCAAACAGCCACACUCACAAUCACAAUCGCAAUUUAGAGACUCCAAUUAAUGGUGCAUGUUUUUGGGAUGUGGGAGGAAACCGGAGUGCCCGGAGAAAAUCCACACAGGCAUGGGGAGAAUGUGCAAACUCCACACAGGUAGGACUGGGAUUUGAACCCCCGUCCUCUAACCAGUUGUCCACUGUGCCACCAGUAGUUCUUCCACUGCAGUUUAUAACCUCUAUAAUCCAAACAUGGGGAAAACGUGUGCAUCUCAAUAAUAGGGGCACAAACAAAGCUUCGACUUCGUUAUCAUUUUUGCAGAAUGUGGUUUUCCUAGUUUAACAAUAUAUUUAAAGUAGUAUAUUCACAAGUGAGGAACAGUGGAUGUUUGGUUAUCACAGCUGCCACACAGUUCUGAGGACCCAGGUUUGAAUGUGGUCUCACAUGUGUGGAGUUUGCAUGUUCUCCCUGUGGCUGUGUGGGUUUUUCCCAUGUACUCCAAUUACCUCCCACAUCACCAAAACAUGGUAGGUUAAUUGAAGGCUCUAAAUUGCCCGUUGGUUUGAAUGUGAGUGCAAAUGGUUGUUGUUUAUGUUUGCCCUGUGAUUGGCUGGUGACCGAUCCAGGGUGUAACAUAGCUCUUGUACACAGUCAACUGGGAUUGGCUACAGCACGCCCGGGACCCAAUGGGGAUAAGCUUUUCAGCAAAUGGAUGGAUGAAUGGAUAAUUCCAAAAUUCCACAGCAGGUACAUUAUGUAGGAAAAUCAAAGCUGCUCUGAAAUUACUAGUCAAUCAAAUCAAAAGCCUUUAUUGUCAUUAUAUGCUGUGCAUACAAUGGAAUGAUGAGUGCUACUCCACAAGGUGCAAUAAAGUAGAAUAAAAAUCAAAGAACAUCUUAGGUAAAAAACAUUACAUAAAACAUCAAGCCACAAUUGUUGCUAAAAUAAACAAAUAAAAAAAUAAAUCCACAAAAGAGGCAGCACGGUGGUUCAGCUGGUAAAGCAUUGGCCUCACAGUUCUGAGGUCCUGGGUUCAAUCCCAGACCCGCCUGUGUGGAGUUUGCAUGUUCUUCCCGUGCGUGCGUGGGUUUCCUCCCACAUCCCAAAAACAUGCAACAUUAAUUGGACACUCUAAAUUGUUACUAGGUGUGAUUGUGAGUGCGGCCGUUUGUCUCGAUGUGCUCUGCGAUUGGCUGGCAAUCAGUUCAGGGUGUACCCUGCCUCCUGCCCCUUGACAGCUAGGAUAGGCUCCAGCACUCCCCGCGACCCUCGUGAGGAUAAGCGGUGAAGAAAAUGAAUGGAUGGAUCCACAAAAGUGCAGUUGCAAUUGCAGUUGAAGUGAAAACAGUAAAGAAAUAUUUGAUCCAACAUCCACAGGCAUUUGAAAAAUGGUUUCAUUUCCCCUUUAAUUGCUACAAUUAAUUUGAUAAAAUAAAUAGAAUGAGAAUGUAUUCGAUGUUUAUACUGUACUUUAAAGAUUUAAUCUAAUACAUUCCACAACGUCUUAAUCAUUCAAGAAUUACAGCCAUUUUUAUCACUGCAGCAUUUUCAAAUUCUCGGGUGCCUCCCUCAUUCAUCUGUGCAAAGAAUGUGAUUUUGGGGAGGAUUGUUUUUAAAUGUUUUCUGAUAAAGUCCACCAUGGACUCAUAUUCAGUCAGAGGUACAAAAUAGGAAAAGGAUAAAUAUGACUGUAAAUUCCAUUAAGCAAUAUAUACAGUGUAAUUAGAUAUAUUGUUAUACUAUUGGUUUAGCAAUAAACUCAAGCCAGUGGAAUACUACAUUUGAAUUUAGGAAACAUACAUCAAAAAAAAAUAUCUAUUUAAAAAAUAUAAUCAACUACGCUUUGCUUUAUUGCAGGACAUAACAAAUUACAAGAAAUAAUAACAAAUGGGGUAUAUUCGUUAAAUUGAACACUCGUGAUUGUUUGGUUCCAUGGCUAUAUGUUUAUGCCCUGCAACUGACCCUGAGAGUCAUGAACGUCAUAGCGGACAAGUACUUUUCAAAACGGAUUGAUAGAGGGUAAAAUAGCCAUACUUCUAUCGACUUGAUAAUAAACGACAGACACAUGCUAAAAGGCAGAGAACGCCGUUUGUUGGCACCUAUUACACAAAUCUUAAAAUGGGGCAGCUUUCGUUCAUUACCAUUUCUCUGGCUUGCUGCGGCUGAAAGUUGAUAAUUGAAAACGAUCCUGCUCAGCCUGGUGUCUGUUUUCGUCUCUUUCUCCAGCUUCGACUCCGGAUGAUGACUUAUGGGUGUCGUCUUGAAAGGGUGCAUAUUUUAACGCAGCGCUUUGAAAUUACCUUUUGAGUGUUAAGAUGAGAAGCGAAAGGGAGGUUUGGGGGUAUGAAUGAGAAAAUGAGAAAAGGACUCCGUGGACCCGUAUUUGUUGUUUUUACUCGCACGUAAUGCUAAUGGGGAAAGUUGUAUGCUAGCUAGCCUAGCAAGCUAAUUGCUCAAACAAGGAAGGCUAAUUAUGUUGCUAACUCAUGAAUCUCCCCGGGCAGUAAACCUAUUGUCGUUCUCUUAUGGAGCCAGUUGACCGUCACUUCAGGUGUUUAAUAACUGGAGUUUUGGUCGAGUUUAGUCCAGAACGACGGUAGUUGUUGCUUAGCGUUCUCGUUAGCCCCCAUAUCUUUGAAAGAAUGAAUAGAAAACGCCACCAAUUUAAAGGCGCAGAAGUCAGCUGCUGCGUGAAAUACUUCCUAUUCGGAUUCAACAUUAUAUUCUGGUUACUGGGAGCAGCAUUCCUCGCCAUUGGCCUGUGGGCAUGGGCGGAAAAGGGCGUGCUGUCCAAUCUUUCAUCCAUCACAGAUCUUGGCGGUUUCGACCCUGUUUGGCUCUUCAUCGUUGUCGGUGGGGUCAUGUUUGUCCUGGGCUUUGCUGGGUGCAUUGGAGCACUGCGAGAGAACACGCUCCUGCUUAAAUUUUUCUCCGUGUUCCUUGGUUUGAUCUUCUUCUUGGAGCUCACCGCAGGAAUCCUCGCCUUCGUCUUUAAGGACUGGAUCAAAGACCAGCUCAACUUCUUCAUUAACAACAAUAUCAAGGCUUACCGGGAUGACAUCGAUUUGCAGAACCUCAUUGACUUUGCCCAGGGUUAUUGGUCAUGCUGUGGCGCUCAUGGGCCCGAUGACUGGAACUUGAACAUGUACUUCAACUGCACCGACCAGAACCACAGUAGGGAAAGCUGCGGUGUCCCCUUGUCUUGCUGUGUCAAAGACCCUGUGGGUGUCAUCAACACACAGUGUGGAUAUGAUGUUCGACGUGAAAAGAAGCUGGAUCAAGAAAAAUACAUCUAUACCAAAGGCUGUGUGGGGCAGUUUGAGAAGUGGCUCCAGGACAACCUCAUUAUUGUUGCUGGCACCUUUGUCGGGAUUGCACUUUUACAGAUUUUUGGGAUCUGCCUUGCUCAAAACCUGGUCAGUGACAUCAAAGCUGUCAAAGCCAACUGGUGACCGGGGAGAAGGUGCGAGGAGUCUCGUUACUCAGAACCCCGACUGGUCUUUGAGGCAGGUCCCCUGUCUGAUGUGUAACUGCACACUGAGCACAUCCACAAAACUGCACAAAUCUGUUCCUUUGUUUAGUAGAGUGUGGGAAACUGUCAGAGGUGAACAUUACCAAAACAAUAUCUUGUUUUCCUCUCAACCGGGAUAUUAUGGAGAGCCUCCUUAAUGAAGACCCUGCACACUUCUUUUCUGCACCGUUUCAUUCUCAAGACUAGUGUGUUUAUGGCGAGAUGUUGCACAAGAAUGCUCAGCAGAUGCUAGAUUAAAAGACAUGGAUGGGACUACAACAAAGGAA
Molecule: messenger RNA, 4742 nt
Organism: Syngnathoides biaculeatus (alligator pipefish)
Lineage: Eukaryota; Metazoa; Chordata; Actinopteri; Syngnathiformes; Syngnathidae
Gene: tspan17
Product: tetraspanin 17
Exons: 8
Coding region: 3587-4396 (269 amino acids)
Biological process (GO): protein localization to plasma membrane; regulation of vascular endothelial growth factor signaling pathway; protein maturation
Cellular component (GO): membrane
Source: RefSeq, a predicted model, not a curated record